Molecule: messenger RNA, 954 nt
Organism: Lathyrus sativus (Indian pea)
Lineage: Eukaryota; Viridiplantae; Streptophyta; Magnoliopsida; Fabales; Fabaceae
Source: the annotation of a GenBank genome assembly
AUGACGUCAGGGACGAGGCUGCCGACAUGGAAGGAGAGAGAAAACAACAAGAGGAGAGAGAGAAGAAGAAGAGCCAUAGCUGCAAAGAUCUUCUCUGGUUUGAGAAUGUAUGGUAACUUCAGAUUACCGAAACAUUGUGAUAACAAUGAAGUUCUUAAAGCUCUAUGUAAUCAAGCUGGUUGGACUGUUGAACCUGAUGGAACCACUUAUCGUAAGGGAUGCAAACCUUUAGAGAAUAUGGAUAUAAUUGGCGGAUCAUCGGCUGCAAGCCCUUGCUCAUCUUACCAUCCAAGCCCUGGCUCAUCGUCCUUCCCAAGUCCAUCUUCGUCUCCUUACACUGCAAAUCGUAACACCGAUGGUAAUUCCCUCAUUCCGUGGCUCAAAAACCUCUCCACAGCUUCGUCUUCAGCAUCAUCUCCGAAACUUCCGCACCCCUACCUUCAUUGUGGCUCCAUCAGUGCUCCUGUCACACCUCCUUUAAGCUCUCCGACUUCCAGAACACCGCAAAUGAAUACUGCUGACUGGGAAGAUCGAUCUGCACGGCAGGGAUGGACUGGACAGCAUUAUUCUUUCCUGCCUUCUUCCGGUCCUCCAAGCCCUGGCCGUCAGAUAGUCGAUCCUGAAUGGUUUGCAGGGAUCAAACUUCCUCAUGCUAGUCCAACUUCACCAACAUUCAACCUCGUCUCUCGAAAUCCAUUUGCUUUCAAGGAAGAUGGUUUUUCGGGGAAUGGUUCGCGUAUGUGGACCCCUGGACAGAGUGGAACGUGUUCUCCGGCUAUUGCAGCAGGAUCUGAUUACACUGCUGACAUUCCUAUGUCAGAAGCUAUCUCAGAUGAAUUUGCAUUUGGAAGUAACACAUUUGGGAUUGUGAAGCCUUGGGAAGGAGAAAGGAUCCAUGAAGAAUUUCUAACAGAUGAUCUCGAACUUACACUUGGUAACUCAAAGACCAGGUGA